Plasmodium reichenowi is the source of this 3063-nucleotide messenger RNA. Its product is annotated as CS domain protein, putative. The coding region runs from base 1 to 3063 and encodes 1020 amino acids. The transcript has a single exon. The record is from RefSeq and is a predicted model, not a curated record. NCBI's taxonomy places the organism in Eukaryota, Apicomplexa, Aconoidasida, Haemosporida, Plasmodiidae.
AUGUUUAUAUGGUCGAUGGUCAUUAAUAUUAGCAUACUAAUAUAUAUACAGACACUCAAAUGUGUUAUGUUAAGAAGGAAAAAUACAAAUAAAAGAUUACCUUCAUAUAAUAUAUUAUUUCCAAGUAGGGAUUUAAAAAAAAAAAAAUAUAACUCUUUGUCACUAGGUUUUAUAAGAAAUGUUUUUCUUUUAUAUGAUAAAAAGAAAAGAGGUAAUAAAUCAUUUCAGCUGUUCAGAGGUUUUGGUGCUACAUGUUCAUAUGAAUGGAUAGAAUGUGAUGAAAAUGUGGAAGUUAAAAUUAGGAUAUCCCCAGAUAUUAAUUCUGACGAUAUUCAAUAUAAUAUUAAGAGUAAUUAUAUUUAUUUCAAGAUAAGAAAUAAACCAAAAAGCUUGAUAGAAGGAAAAUUAAAAGGAAGUGUUGAUGUUAAUUUUUCCACAUGGUUUUUAGAAAAACAAAAAGAUUGUAAUAUUUUAAAUAUCGUUUUAAAAAAAAAAAGUAGAGGUAUUAACGAAUGGGUAGGAGUAGUAGAAAAGGAAAAUAUUGUACAUGUAUCGUAUGAUAAUUUAUCAUCAUCAUCAACAAGUUCAAAUAUAUCUUAUAUGCCAUCACCCACAAAUAAUAAUAAUAAUAAUAAUGAGAAUAAUAAUAGUAGUAAUAGUAAGAAUAAUAACAUUGGUAGUAAUAGUUAUUUAUCAAACGCAUUAUUAUAUAGUCAAUAUUUCGAGAACGCUACAUUUAAUGACAUUUUUGAUUUUCUUAUUAAUUGGGCUAGUAAAAAAUCAAGCAGUCAAAAAGAAUUUGGUAUCCCUAUUCUUAAAUUAAAAACAAAUGUUAUGAAAAAUGAAGAUUCUAUAGAAAUUAUUCUAACAGGUUAUGAUAGCCUUAAAUGGGAAGCAGAAGAUAGUUUAAUUUUUAAAUUAGGAAAUAUUAAUAAAGGCGUGAGUUUAAAUAUAUAUAGAGGAAAUAUUGCUAGUGGUCUUAAAGGUACAUAUGGUAGUAUGAUUAGUUAUCUUGUUCAAGAGAGUGAAGAAAGAAUUAUUAGAAAAUUACAACAUGAUAUAAAGGGUCUCUACUAUCUUAAUCCUUUGACAAAAAAUAUACAAAAUUGCAUGCAUACUCAAUCACCACAAAGUAGUUAUAGUUAUAGAACUGACGAAAAAGAUGUAAAACAUAUAUCUAUAAAUGAAGAGGAUAAUCAAAAAGUAAAGGAUGAUAGUAUGAAUAAGAAUUUUACAUCUGAUCAUAAUAAUAAAGGAAACCAUGAGCACAAACACCACCAUCAUCACCAUAAUAAUAACAAUAAUAAUAGUAAUAAUCGUGUGGAAGAAAUAAAAAAAGACAGUGAUCAAGAAGAUAUAAUUGUAAAAGAAUUACAACUAAGUUCAACUGUCAAAUUAAGCUGUGAAGAUAAAAGUAAAGAACCAAGUUUUAUGAAGGAUUGGUCAGAAGAAAAAAAAAUUGAAUUCAGAAGAAAUUCUGUUUUAGAAUUGAAAAAGAAUCUCGAAUUAACUCAAGAAAAUAAACUUUCUUUAAGGUUAGAAGAUUAUAUUUCUCAUAUGAAAAAUUCAUUUGAUCUAACAGAUGAAGAAUCCAAAUUGGUGUGGCAGAAGGGUAUAAAAAAGACUAAUGAACAAAAGAAUAGAGAAAAGUUUUACAGAUUUACAGAAAUUGAGAACCUAACCGAAAAAAUUGGAAUGUUUAAUGUAGAUGAAGAGGAUAUUGACAACUUUUCAAACAUGCAUUAUGAAAGAAUACAAGAAGGUGCGAAACGAAAUAGUGAUACAAAUUAUAUAAAUAGUGAAGAUAAAGAUGAUACAAAUAGUGAAGAUAAUAAUGAUGAUACAAAUAAUCAAGAUAAUGAUGAUGAUACAAAUAAUCAAGAUAAUGAUGAUGAUACAAAUAAUCAAGAUAAUGAUGAUAAUACAAAUAAUAAUAAUAAUAAUAAUAAUAAUAAUAAUGAUGAUCAAAACAGUUUUUACGAUGUUACACCUAAUAUUACUAAUAGUAAUAAUAUCAACCAACAAUUUUAUAAUUGUCUAGAAAAAGAAUUAUUAGAUACACAAAAUAAGAAACAAAAGACCUUAUACGAAAUAUAUAUACAAAGUAAUGAUAAGGAAAAAAAAGAAAUGAGAGAAAAAUGGAGAGUCAACGAAAUGAGAUUAAAUACAUUAAUUGACGAACUUAAAUAUUUAGAUGAUAAUAUAAUUCCAACUGUUUGUAAUAAUUAUCGAGAUGUAUUAUUAAGUGAUGAAUAUCCAUGUUUAAUGAAAAUACGAUUAAAUGAAAAACCUCCACAAAAUCAAGAAGAAAAAAAAAUUCUGCAAAUUGUUAAUUCUUUUGUUAUGAGUCUUUAUGAUGAUAUAAAAAUAUUGAUGGAACAUGAAGAAAAAGAACAUUUAAAAAAAAUCCAACUAAUUUGUGAAAAAGUUAUACAAGAUGAAAAAGGACUUAAUGAAUUUAUUGAAUCUAUGAAACCGUUAUUAGAUUAUUCUUUUCUAGGAUAUAUUAAACACGCAAUACAAAUGGAAAAAAAAAAUAUUCAAGCUCAAAAAAAAGAUUUUAGACAACACCCAUCUGAUUGGUUAAUCAUAUUAAUGAUUAUACAAAAAGGUAUAUAUACUAUUCUAGAAAAAGACAUAUGGCAAGAUGUUAUUAAUAUCUCUGCAAUCAUAUGUCAUGAUAAUCCAGCUGUAAGAAAAACUAUUCUUACUACUAUGAUAGCAUCUAUGGCAAAAGCAGAUUGGAUCUUCUUUAAGGAUAUUAUUAAAACUUUAUAUAAAAGUGUGGAAGAAAAAAAACUCACAGCUAAUCAUUUCCCAGAUUUCCCACAUAUUCCUGAAGCCAUAUUUCAACUAAAUUAUGAUAUCGAACAAAUUUUACCUGAUUGGUUCAUAAAAGAAAUGUUAGAUGAAUAUGAUAAAUCCAUAGUAGAACAAAUGAAGUCAAAAAAACCUCUCUUCUGGAAAAUGAAGGAGAUAAAAUGGGACCCCAAAUUUGUAAACAACUUUAAAAUGUUGCAGGUACAAAAAUAUAGGGAAUAUGAAAGUUAUACGAAAAAGUGA